AUGCAGCAAGCGAAUCGAAACACAGAUUUGAUUUCACAAGCGCAGCAACUAUUGAAAGAUGCUGACGUGCGUGGUAUUCAAACAUUAGAUGUUAUCAGUGACUCAUCGUCCACACUCUCGAAAACAAUCGAUAAAUACAUUCUAAAUGAACAUCUGAUUAACACAUCACGUGAUUUAAUUAAUCAAUACGAAAGAAAAGCGAAAUAUGAAAAAAUCAUCAUCGUUACUUUACUUGUUAUCUUCUUCGCCGUUGCACUUAAUAUUGUUAAGACAAGGUUACUCUGGUAA
Adineta ricciae is the source of this 288-nucleotide messenger RNA. Lineage: Eukaryota; Metazoa; Rotifera; Eurotatoria; Adinetida; Adinetidae. The record is from the annotation of a GenBank genome assembly.